Leucoraja erinaceus (little skate) is the source of this 4007-nucleotide messenger RNA. RefSeq names its product death domain containing 1 (gene dthd1). The record is from RefSeq and is a predicted model, not a curated record. The transcript has 9 exons. NCBI's taxonomy places the organism in Eukaryota, Metazoa, Chordata, Chondrichthyes, Rajiformes, Rajidae. Gene Ontology annotation, biological process: signal transduction. Gene Ontology annotation, molecular function: protein binding. Bases 630 to 2516 code for a protein of 628 amino acids.
UGCUGCUCAUUUGAGUUACCUGGGAAAGACUAGUCACUUUCUAAACCAUAUUAUUGGAAUUUUCAAAAGUGUAGAAAACAGUCUGCACAACAUUCACAAUCAAGCAGAAGAGGACGUACUGACGUCUGGUGCCUCAGAUCCAAGUUUGGGAUUGUCCACCUCAGAACACGAUAGAGAAAAUGAAAACUCAGGAGACGAAAACAAGGAGAAAAUAAAAGGAAGCUUUCAGAACUCACUCUAUAAUUCCCCCAAAAUUCAGUUAAACACUGAAAAUGAGCAGCAAAACCUGGCGAUGGUUAGAGGGAACAAUCAACGCAACUCCACCUGCAGUGAGUAUAAACUACUCGAAGGUGAAGGGACAGGGAAAGAGGCCGUUGCAGUAACAAAAGGAGAAUGUUUACAGGGCAUCUGAUGCUUGUUCUUCUGGGCAAACAGGAGCAAAGAAGCAACCCGCCGUUCAAGCACUGGAUGGAAUAAAGGAACGACACAGUAUCAUAAAGGAAAUUCAUUGUGGCACUGAAGCCAAGGAUGCUGACAGAACCUUUAGUUCUGGAUCAGGUAGUAAUCAAGAUGGAAACAAGGAAAUCUGCCUCCAUACCGCUUCGGAAAGUGGUGCUGACGAAAGGAAAAUGAGCAAGUUGCAUGGUAAAAGUGAGGUAACUGAACCUGUGAAAAAUGAAGUCCCUAGAGGCUGGUCCCAAAGAGAACUUCUUGCAGAGUUGGACAGUGCAGAUGAUCCACAAAUUGGUUGUUAUAUCACUGCACCAUUUAUCAUAGCCCAGAAGCUGCUGUGCAAAAUAAUCAAUGGUAGGAGCUCGGUGAUUGUAAGUGAUGAUGAGAACUUGGUGAGCAACGUGAUCAGCAUUAAGUGCACUGAUUCCAGGAUAAAGAUUCCAUUCCCUUUAAAGAUUGCGAUCCCAUUCACUACUCGUUAUCGGGGAAAUUAUCGUGACAUUAUGGUAAAGGCGUCAGAUACAAAACCACAUUCAAGCUAUUUGAUUCCUCACUCCUUGGAGGGAGUCUACAAUGGGCACAAGAUAUCCUGUGCAGAUGUUAAGAUAUACGCACUUGGCACCUUUUCAGUUAUGUCCUGCUUAAGAAAAGAGACAUUUACCAUCCCUCGGAAAGGUUUAAACUUAAAGCUAAGCAUGGAUUCAAGAAUUACACUGACCUACCCCCAUGGAACAUUCAGUACCUCAGUUGUAGUUCAAUCAAAGGUUCAGCCGAUUGAUUCAACAUUGUUGAAUGUAAUGAAGUCAAGACAAGAUAUAUUUCAUCCUAUCAUCUCCACCAGCCCUCUUGUUCAUAUCAAACAUCCAUCUACUCAGCAGUUUCGGAAAUCAAUUACCAUCACUCUGCCCUGUCCGCCAAGCUUCGAUAAGAAAAGAUUAGGUGAUGAAAUCGACCAUCCUCGAGCAGCCACAGCGGCAGUACAGAGAAGCAGCAGCCAUCGUUUUCGGUCAAUGAGUGCACCUGUAAAAAAACAUGGAGAAGCAACCAAUGAUCCUUUAAAACUGUUAGGAUUUAAAUCAAAGGAUGAAGAAUGGAUGGUGAUGGACAAUGUAAGCGUGAAAGAUGUGCAAAAUGGGCUGGUUGCAAUAGAAAUAACUGAACAUGUGGAGAGAUUCAUAAUCCUUCGUUUGUCAUCUUCACUCGAUAGCAGCCAUUUAAUUUCUUUUGUGCACAAACUUGAAGAAGCGAUCCCGUUCACGAUGGUUAACGUUAUUAUCUACCACGAAAGAGACAACUUACACAAUAUAGUGGUGCUGAUGGUUCCUUCCAAAGAUUUACAAUGGGAAUUGGUUAAGCUACGUGAAGAGGGAUUUAGGGGCCCACCAGAGCCUUCCGAAGAGUUUCCAAUGAGAGAGGGCGAGCAGCUUAUUCUCAAGCUUUGUGGCAACAUUAAAUCAUUGGACAGUGACCAAAACACAGCUGAUGGAUAUCAACUAAUAUUCCACUCACAGCGGAAAACCAGACUGGAGCUGGAACUGACUGAAGUGAAUGAGUUUGGUAACUGUUGCUCUCCUCACUACAAGGGGAUGGCAGUGUUUUACAAAGUAACAAAAGCAGAGGUGACCGAGCAAUGGGAUAGAGAACACCAGCCAGUGGAUAACUUGGACCAUAACCCUGUAUGCAAACUAACGUUAACGUUGCCUAAGAGAGAAAAAGUGCUUAGUCGUUCAUCGACAAGUGUGAGCAAAGUUCCACCACCAGAUACGCCUGAGGACCUACUUUAUUGGCUGGCUUCAGAAAUCUCUGAAGAAGAUGCCAUGUUACUUGUGGCGUCUCUGAGAAUUCGGCGCAGCGCCAUCCAGCUUGUCAGGAUCACCAAUCCUGAUGACUUAACAGACCAGAUUUACAAACUUCUCAGCAUGUGGAAAAAUAAUCUGCCAGCUUCAGUAGAUAAAAUACAAAUUCUUUCCCGGCAUUUGAAGAAAUGCGGAAGAGAGGUCUUAGCCGACGAGUUAAGGUUAAAAAAUGGUCCAGGAAUCGCAGUGAAAACAUUUAUCAAUUAAGUUUUCUUCCUGCAUCUUCCAGUAAGGACCCUCAACAGCCAGGGUUAUAUAUCAAUAUGUGUAUUGAGGGUGUAGUCCUGGAUAUUCUAUUAAUUAAGAUCAAAACAGAACUGCAUGAGGGGUAUUUCCUUACGGGUAAGGCGAUGUGCUGAAUAUAAUCAGAAAACAGAUACAACAAUUGAGAUGAUUUGUUCUUGCCCUGUACAUUAUUUUAGACUUUAAAGAUAUUGUGUGGGAACAAGCCUUUUGAUCCACCGAGUUCCCUUGACAAACGAUCACCCCGUACACUAGUACUAGGGACAAUUUACAAUUUACGAAAGCAAAUUAACCUACAAACCUGUACACCUUUGGAGUGCGGUAGGAAAUCGGAGCACCUGGAGAAAAUCCACGUGGUCACAGGGAGAACGUACAAACUCCGUACAGACAGCAUCCAAAGUCAGGAUUGAACCCUGGCCUCUGGUGCUGAAAGGCAGCAACUCCACCGCUGUGCCAUUGUGCCGUUGGUACAUCUCGCAAAAGUGAUACAAAGAAUAUAACAAAACUUUUGGUAAACUCCAGGGUGCACAAACUCAGUUCAAUCUAUCAAAGAAAGUACAUGUAAAUAGUGUAUAUCAUCUUAAAAUUCUUUAUCUUGUACUCCUUUCACAGAUUGUCACAUGUAAUACUUCUGAGCCUGUCACACUUAGGUAAUUUUUCAGCGGGCUGCCGGCGAUUGUCAAGUUGCCGGCAGUCGCCUGAACGGCAACUGGAACGGCGACUGUCAGAGUGGAACACACAUAAACAUCGCUUCCUUCACCAGCCCGUUAUGCAGGCAGGGGAUAGGGUAAGCGGGGGAAGCGCUGUCCAAACAAUUCACACGGUACAAAGCCAAGGUGAAACAGACACACACAGCGAUGAACAGGUUGGCGCUGAAAAAAGACGGCUAAAGCACAGUGUACAGUAAGUCCUUUAAAAGAGGGGAGAGGGGGGGGGAGAAGGAGUGGAUACAACUUUUAAGAAUCCAGAGAUACACGGCUGUGAAGCUGAGUGGACAUUAACAUUACUAGUCGGAUAUCCUUGGUUCUGAAAACUACUGCUUACCUGUUUUUCCCUUAAUGAGCCAAUGAAAUUCACCAGUCAGCUACUGGCUACAACCUACGAGAUCCUCCGAGAACCUUAACCUCCUGGUAACCCAUUAGGAUCUCCUGGCGACCCACCUACGGCUUGAGAAUUCUCACUACUCUCUAUGGCGGCUUCAUUCUAGUCGGCGCUAAUUUUUCAACGUUGAAAAAUUCAUGGCGACCAUAAUGAGGCUGCGACUAGUUCCCAGAAUGCGGGAACUCCACAAGACCAUGAAGGUGACUCCCCGGCAACUACCAGCGAACAUGUGGCGACCAUGUGGCGACUGCAUAGUCUCCUGCAGAUGCCUAAAAAGUCGCCUAAGUGGGACAGGCCCAUAGGUGUAGUGCUGCAUGAUAACUCUCUGCUGUGAGUUCGGAAUGUGUCAUUCGA